AGGAACCAAACCGAGCAAAACCCAAUCCAUCAAUCAUCACCAUGCUCGACUCCAUCUCCCCCACCUCGGCAAUCAUCCUGUUGCUUCUUGUCGCCGCCCCGGCGUUCAUCCUCCCGCGAUUCUCAUCCAGCCGGACGCAGCCCAACCGAUCUAGUCUCCUACAACGCCUCCGAGGAUCCCGUCAGCCACCGUCCGAGGUUGUGUCACUGCGCGUGUACCCGAUCAAAUCAUGUCGCGGGCUCGAGCUUCCGAAGACCAAGUUACGCAUGCACGGUCUGGAUCUCGAUCGGAGGUGGAUGUUCGUCGAUGCGAAUACGAAGGAGUUCUUGACGAUUCGCCAGAUUCCGCAGAUGACGCUUAUUAACACGGCGUUGGACGGCAAGAACAACAAGGACGCCUCUAAUGGCACUGGCAAUGGCAAUGGCAGCAGUGAUUUCGAAAUUGAUACCCUCGUCCUCACCAUCACCGGCGUGGACGGCUGCGUCCGCAUCCCGGCCUACCCAGACGAGGCGUGGCUGUCGGCGCACACGACCCUCGCACAGGUCAAGAUCUGGGACACCGUAACGGACGGACACGUCUACGGGGCGUCAGUCAACGACCUUUUCUCGUCCUUCCUGAAGCGCGACGUCUGUCUCGUCUACAAGGGUCCUACGCCGCGCGUCCUCCAGGGCAACGGCGACCCGCGACUUCUCGGCCGCACGCAGAGCACGAACUUCCCCGACGUGCAUCCGGUGACAAUCGCGUCCGAAGCGUCGCUGAAGGAGCUGAAUGAGCGAUUGGAGAAGAACGGUGCCGAGCCGAUUACCAUCGAGCGGUUCCGUCCGAAUGUGAUUAUUCGGGGCAGUGCGCCGUGGAUAGAGGAUUCAUGGAAGGUGGUUCGGAUCAGUGGACAGGGUGCGGACGGGUCGAGGUCGUCGCUGACGAUUGAUGUUGUAGCGCGAUGUGCGCGCUGUCAGGUCCCCAAUGUCGAUCCGGAUACGGCGGAUAAGCAUAAGACGCAGCCGUGGAAUACGCUGAUGGGUUAUCGGCGCAUCGAUGAGGGGAUUACGUAUAAACCGUGCUUUGCGAUGUUGAGUGCGCCGCGCAAUGAAGGGGCGAUCGAGGUGGGGAUGGUGUUGGAGGUGUUGGAGGAAACGAGGAAUCAUCGGUAUGUGAAGGGAUUUUGAGUUGGCGUAGACCAUGUGUAUAUAAAAGUUUGACUGUACAGUGAGGUUCUGUUUGGGUGUCGCUCAGGCACCUGAAACGUCUACAGAUAAUGUGGCUAUGAAGUUAUGUGCUUAUAGUCCUGCGAGUACAAUUCAUACAUAUGAUCAAUUAGUCUUUUUACAUACUGUGUUAACCACAGCA
Aspergillus melleus is the source of this 1347-nucleotide messenger RNA. RefSeq names its product MOSC domain-containing protein. NCBI's taxonomy places the organism in Eukaryota, Fungi, Ascomycota, Eurotiomycetes, Eurotiales, Aspergillaceae. Gene Ontology annotation, molecular function: pyridoxal phosphate binding; catalytic activity; molybdenum ion binding. The transcript has a single exon. The coding region runs from base 42 to 1166 and encodes 374 amino acids. The record is from RefSeq and is a predicted model, not a curated record.